GCGGCUUGAGUUCGAGCAGUCGAGUGAUUAUGCCACAAAAACAUUCAUAAAACCACUCUGUUUUAGUUCCGAUUCGAAAAUCUGUUUGAUAUUUUGAAAGAUAAAGACCUACAUGAACUACCAAUGUUAACGCACAUUGCUAUGGGCCUUCGUGGAUUCUUUUUAUUUGCGGCCAAAGUAUGGAGUUUUAUCUGCUACUGUCUCCGAAGACAGAUCCGUGCGGUUCUACGUCACCAGACCGUUCGUUAUGAAAUUUUACCUCUAUCUCCUAUAUCAAAACACAGGCUUAGUAUGGUUCGGCGGAAAACUCUAGUUCUCGAUCUGGAUGAGACCCUUAUACAUUCUCACCACGACGGGGUAUUACGACAAACAGUUAAACCUGGCACACCGCCGGACUUUGUACUCAAGGUGAUUAUAGAUCGGCAUCCUGUUAGGUUCUUUGUAUAUAAACGGCCACACGUGGACUUUUUCUUAGAUGUGGUGAGCCAAUGGUACGACUUGGUCGUGUUUACUGCCAGUAUGGAGAUGUACGGCACUGCAGUUGCCGAUAUUUUAGACAACAAGAGAUCUAUAUUAAACCGACGCUAUUAUAGGCAGCAUUGUAAACUUGAUAUGGGUAGCUACACAAAAGAUUUAUCAGCGAUAACAAGCGAUUUGUCAAGUGUAAUGAUAUUAGAUAACUCACCGGGAGCGUACAAAGCAUAUUCAAAUAACGCAAUCCCGAUCAAAUCCUGGUUCUCUGACCCCACAGACACAGCGUUACUCAACCUCCUCCCCAUGUUAGAUGCUCUCAGGUUCGUUCAUGACGUCAAGUCAGUCUUGAGCAGAAAUCUUCAUCAUCAUCAUAAUCAAUGGUAGUUAUUGUAGGUCCUCAUCAUGUGUUUGUACAGUUUAGAUACUGAGGCGGUGGUGUGUUUCAGGGACUGGGGUCGUAUAUUUGAUGCCUGAAUUCCUCUGGAAUGAAUUGGAGUUCGUGCCUGCCAUCCAUGAGACCUGCAACGAAAUCUUUCAUGAAAUUUGGACAUCUUUUGGAACAGCAGGAUUUUUGGCAUCAAAUAGUUUGACAACGGUCCCUAGAGGUCGCUUGGUUCUGAUACGUCAUGUUUAAAGGCUUAAGCAAAUUGACUAGUCUAUUUCUGAUUAGCAUUCGAAGGCAUGUGAUGGUUAAAUUUCAAACUCUGGCAUUGAAAUCAGGAUACAUUGAUCGUCGUCACUGCCGUGAAAAAGAUGUUCCAUUUGUGCCUAAUUUAUUCUUCACUUGUAUAUGAUCAUUUUUUGCAUUCAAAUGUUCAUCUGAUUCUUGGGAUGACUAACCCAUGGAUAGCCUUCAUGCCAUUUUCAGACCAUGACAAUGUUGGUUUCUAGUCAACCAUACUUUUACCCUUUUAUUUUUGUGAGCCUUCUAUUUCAUUGAGAAGGGAGACGGGUACAAUAGCAAACUAAAGGAGAAGGGCCCAAGCCCCAUUUACAGAAAUAGGGGGAUGUGUAUCAGGAAGGGAUGUUUUUACAAACAAUUAGUGGUCAUUUGUCUUCAUUUGCUCCAUAACAUUGUCAUUAGUAAAGUUUGUCUCCAUCAAGCUGUGCUCAACUGUCUGUGGAGUUGUAAAUGUUAUAUUACAUCAGAAGUAAUCAGGGAUUAGAUGAAGUACUGCCACUCUCAUGAGAACCAUUUACGAGGUGGUGUUGAUUAUAACACUGAAAUUACUACAAUUCAUUACUCAAAUUGUGAAUUAAUCACCGUGACUAUAAUUCCAUGUUCUUCUCCUUCUGUGAUGCUCUCUCAGAAGAUCUCUUGCCAAGGAACCUUCUUACAACCAGCAUUUAUGAAUUUGUCAAAGUGCCAUGUAUGAUAAUGACCUUUCAUACACUUCUUAUAAGGUCACAAACUGUUACCUGUAUCAGCGCACAGCAAAAACCUGUUAUGAAAACACAUGAAAUGAAUCCUUGUUUAUUUUGAUUAUUCCAUAUGUAUUUUGUAUUUUUCUAGUUGUUAAGUGAAACAUAAGUCCAUCACAUCAGUAUGUAUGUUUGUGACGAAUACCUAGUCCACAGCCAGGCUAGUUUGUAAAUGUAUAAUGUAAAAUGACUCGUGCAAUCCCAGAUGAAUUCAGAUUUCUCAAACUACUCAAAAGGAGGAUCUGAGCGAGAGCCACCUCCCUCUGUUGCCUUUACUAUAUCUUAACAAUAACACCCCUGCUUUCCCGAGUGCACUCUUCUAAUGCACUACCUGGAAGAGUCUAUUUAAGGAAAUGAGGGUGAAAAGGUUACAUUUUCUUUCAUUUCUUAUCAAGGCCAGACCAAUUUGUGAGCUGUUUACCCACCGACAUUGUUCUCGCCAGACAAUGAAAUGAACAAUCAACUGGAAAAUUAAGAUUUCUCAAUUAUCAUCAGAUUUUUUCGCACAAAUAUUUCGACUCAAUUGAAAACACCCUAUAGACUAGGGGAAAUUGACCAGUUAGCAACCUUAUUUCUACUUACCUUUCAGAUAACUAAUUGGUAUAGGUAUCUGGCAAUAGCCUUCUGGUCGAUUUGUGAAGUCGGAAACUUUCACAAAUCGAGAAACGUAUCAUCUUUGCCUCCAUUAUCUCGAGAGGGCGUUUCUGUCCGAGUUCAUUUGGGCCCAAAAGAGUCUUUUUGCAUUGUAUGUAGGCUUAGUUAAAGAAUACUAUGUAUUCCGUGCAAGAUUAGAACCAGUGACCUCUACACAACCAUUCAAUUGUACAUUAAUGUGUGUGUUCAAAUAAUUAUUUCAUUGAUCUGUAAAAUGUAUGCUGUACAUAGAUUCAUGUCUGACUGAUGGCCUUAGAAAUCAUGGCGAAUGAAAUGAAGGCCAAGGUCGGCCAUUGAUAAGGGUCAAGGUGAACUGUUCAUGUUUAGAACACAGGGUUUUGAGGAACUUUGAAAAAUCUUACAGUUUUAAAAUCCAGCGAAAAUCAUUGAUUAGUUGAUAUACUUAGUUUCGUUGCUCUUUUACAUGAAAACCAAGUGAAGUAUACAACUUGUGAUGUUUGUACAUUACACCGUCUAUUCAAGAUUUAGCUCAAGGGGCAUUUGAGUGGAACAGUACACCAAGGGGCAUUUGAGUGUGACUGUACACUAUUAGAUGGCCUGGUUGCAAGAGCUCAAAACUAUUUAAGUGAUGUUAUGGUAUGAAUUGUUAACUGACUCCAUGGAAUACAGUGACUAUCAAUACGUUGUUCUGGAAAGUACUGUAAGAUAAUUGCGGCUCUAUCUCAUGUCUUGUGUUCAUGUUAAAAAGAUAUCUUUCUUCAGGUUCAAAUGUGCUUCAAAUAUCUCGGUCAACUGUCCACAGUCCAAAAUAUCUUUAGAGCCUGGCUGGAAUAUUCUCCACAUUCCCAGCGUAGGAAGAAAAGUAGUAAAUUGCCCUAGCAGUUUCUGAUUGUUUGCAUAAUAUAUGAACUGAAAAGUACUUUUCUCAUUGCCAAUGCAAACUGGGGGAUAUUCCUAGUCGCACUGUAUUUUAGAGUGGUCGAGUUGUCUCGCUCACAACUAGGCAAGUGAAGUUGGACACUGUACAUCUCUAAGUGGUCAAAUCAUCAAGUUCUGCUUAGUGAGAUAACUUCACUGUUAACAGAAUGUGAUGUACGAAGGCGGAAGCGCCUGCUAACCUCUCUUUUGCCUUACUUGAUACCAGUGAUGGAAUUGAAUCUCAUCUUAGUCGCGACAGUUCAGGACAAGAUUUUCACGUGGUAUCGUUGAUGUGUGACAGCUGUGACCGAGGUGAUUGUUGGCAGGUUUGUCCUGGAGACUUGUUAGUUUCACCAACUUGAUAGUAUUCAAGUACUGGCUAGUUGAAUAAAGAGUCAAUUGUUUUGAUGUGUAAAUAAAGAAACUGUAAAAUAGAAUGAAA
Molecule: messenger RNA, 3871 nt
Organism: Lineus longissimus
Lineage: Eukaryota; Metazoa; Nemertea; Pilidiophora; Heteronemertea; Lineidae
Product: CTD nuclear envelope phosphatase 1-like
Exons: 7
Coding region: 124-858 (244 amino acids)
Molecular function (GO): phosphoprotein phosphatase activity
Source: RefSeq, a predicted model, not a curated record